Paramecium sonneborni is the source of this 2614-nucleotide messenger RNA. NCBI's taxonomy places the organism in Eukaryota, Ciliophora, Oligohymenophorea, Peniculida, Parameciidae. The record is from the annotation of a GenBank genome assembly.
AUGUAAGAAAAAAUGAUGUCUGGUAAUGCGGGACUCAAGCUGUUGACUGAUGGUAAUCAUACAGAAGGAAUGCCUUUUAGAUAAAACGUAUUAGUUUAAUCUUCUGGUGGUGAAUCAAUCAUGAUGUACAAUAAGAUGCUCACUUAAAAAACAGAACGCAAAAAUCACUACAGAGACUAAUUUUGUGAUAAUCUUAAAGCGAAAUCAUAAAGACAUCAUAAUAUUUCUGAAAAACAUUUAUCAUAUGUUGGAGAUAAAACCUAUUAUCCUCAUUCUUCUACUAUUAAUAUCAGUAUUAUGCAUAAAAACUUUUCGUUAUAAUUGGAAUUAAAGUUUUUCGAGAAGAUCAAACAGUUUUUUUCUAGAUAUUUUAAUAUGUUAGUUUAAUGUCUGAAAUAAAUAGAGCUAUUUUAACCAGAAUCGCCUAUUAAAUUGAUAUGGGAUUCAGCAUCCUUAGUCUCAAGAUUAUAUUUUUUAUUUAUGAUUCCUUUAGAUAUUGCAUGGAGUAAAUAUUCAUUUAUGUUUGACAUGUACAAUUUAACAUCUCUUAUUUUUUAAAUGGUUCUUUUAGGUGAUUUAAUAGUUGGUUUAAAUACUGCUUUUUACAAAUAAGGAUAAUUAGUGACCGAUAGAAAAUAAAUUGUUUAACAUAACUUUUUAAAAUGUUUCGGUUUGGAAUGGACUUCAACUAUAUAGUUACUGGUUUAUCAGAUAUUGACUCAAGACCCAUAAAUAACAUAAUAAAUUAAAGAUUAUAAAAUCUAUCUUACUUUGAUUACGUUUCUUGUUCAUUAUAGUACAAUAUAAGAAUGUUUGGAAUAUUAUGAAGAAGGACUUAAUUUAAGCAAGAAAGCAUCAUCUAUAAUUGAAUUAUUUAAACUAAUUGCUGUCUUAUUUUUUAUAAUACAUAUGUUUUCAUGCUUUUGGUUUUGGGUAACACUAUAAUAAAUUCUAGGUUGGUGAUUAUAGUCACCAUAAUUAUGGAGUCAGUUGGUUAGAGACUCUAGUAGAUUAAGAUUGGGAGAUUUAAUAUUUAUCUUCAGUAUACUAUUCAACAGUUACAAUGUUUACUAUUGGAUAUGGUGAUGUUCUUCCUCAAAGUAAUUUAGAAAGAAUUGUUUGUUGUUUAUUUAUUAUAAUGGCCAGUUUACAAUUACCUUACAGUAUCAAUACUGUAGGAGCAAUCAUUUCAUAAAUUAGUGAAUAUGGAUAAGAUAAGAAACGUAAAUUGAGAAUCAUCAAUUCAUAUAUGCAAAAAAAAAGAAUUCCAUUUUAAUUAUAGAGUGAAAUCCGUCAAUAUUUAAAUUAUUAUUGGCAAUUAAAUAAAGAAAAAGAUGCUGAAGAAGCUGAUUAAAUGAUCAAAUAAUUAUCAGAAAAUUUAAGAGAAAAAAUGAUAUAAGAAUCUAAUUCUGUUAUUUUGAAUCAGUGUGCUCUAUUUCGGUAUCGAUUCACUCCUGCUUUUAAAAGAGAAUUAAUUAAAUCUUUAAAAACUUAAAUUCUAGCACCAGAAACUAUUAUUGGAGAUAAAAAAGAGUUGGUCUAUAUUGAAUCAGGAAUAGUUGAUAUGUAUGGAGACUAAUCAUGUAAUUUAAAAUUAAAAUCUUUCACCCCUAGUCAAACUAUAGGUCUCAUUCCAUUCAUCUCAGGUAAUCUAUAACCUGAAACUUAUAAAAGUCAAGGAUUUUGUUUGGUUAUGACCUUAUCACAUAGAAAGUUUAAAAAAACUUUAAAAGAUUUCCCAAAUGAUUAUGAAAUCUAUUGUUAAAUUAAGGACUAUUUAUAAUUCAAUGGAAAUGAAACUACUAUUUUCCCAAGAAGAUGUUAUGCUUGUUAAAGUUUCACUCAUUAUUCAUAUGAAUGUCCAAUUACACAUUAUGUACCUGAUAGAGAAAAAAUAAUAAAAUAACAUUCAAUUUCUACAUAUUAACAAAGAAAAUUGAUUCCACGUUAAGAAUCAAAGAGAGCUCGUUUUCCUUCUAAGAAGAUGUCUUAAUAAUCUUUGAGUAAAGCUGCAUUCAUAGUGCAAUAAGAGAAUUAGAAUAUUGUUAAGACAUAUGAUUCCCCUUAGAUUGUAGAAGAUGAAACUAAAAUUAAUAGUUUGGAUUUAUAUAAUAAUAUUAAGAAUAAACCCAAGAAUAGCAAAGAGACAAGAGAAAAAUUGAUGUCUAAAUUUAGACAUCUAGUGAAGAAAAUUACUUUUAUAGAUAGAUACUAUCCGCAAUUUUUAAUGAUUGUAUUAAAGAAAUUUAGACAUGAUUAAAAUUAUUUUAGUCAAUAAUCUUAAUUGAAAUAAUUAAAAAUUAGAUAUGAUCAUCUAAAAUCAUUACCAGGAAUUGAUCCAGAGAUAUUGAAAAGUAUAGAGAUAACGAUAAUACAAAAUUCAGAUUAUGAUAUUCGUCAAAAUGAUGAAUUUGAUACUCCUAAGAAUUUCAUACAUUACAAUUCGAAGUUCAAUUUCAAUAAUAUUAAAUUAAAAAUAGAUAAGGAUAAACUGAGAUUCUUCAACUAGUUCUAAAGAUAUUGUUUGCAUCCAAUUUUAAUUAUGCAAAGAUUCCAUUCAACCAAGAUAUCUUAAGAUUUAAUCACCCAUAAUAGAAGAAAAAAUGUGUUUUGA